AUGACAAGGAAGCGAAGUCGCGCUUCUAAAUCUAAAACUUCACAACUGGAGGCAAAGCUCGAUAGCAUUGUAUCCUUGCUUCAGACAAACCAGUCUUCUACAUCAGCAAAUAUUCUUGCAGAAUGGGGAUCAGCAGCCAGCUCUACACCAAACAGCUCGGAAACCAACUCAAUGCCUUUUGAUGACGGGUGUCAUUCUGAUCCAACCUCUUCGCCGGGGUAUAGCACCAUUAUGGAGUAUUGUCAGUCAAUACCGAUUCCCUUAAAGGAAUCAGAGAAGCUUAUCUGUCAAUUUCGAAGCCAAAACUUGAAAAGUCUGCCUUUUAUCUACUUACCAACUCAUCUCACCUCUCCGCAACUUCGCCAGGAAAAGCCAUUCCUAUGGCUAUGCAUCAUGGCCGUGACAGUGCCAGGAAAUAACGAACGGGAUAUACUUUUCAAAAAAGUGACAGAAAUUAUUCGCCAGGAACUCUUGGUUUCAAUAACCUCAAGCAUGGAUAUGCUCCUGGGGGUCAUGACCUUUAUAUCAUGGACAACAUUUUCCAAAAAACCCUUUCUCAACUUUUAUUCCCACAUGAUUCUGGGAAUAUUGUGUGAUUUGGGACUUAACAAGGCACCCUUCAAGGAGUUGUCAACGAUGCAGGCUUUUAAAUGUGCCGUUGGCUGGAAGCUGCCAGUACUUAUAGAGAGAACCCUAGAGGAGCGGAGAGCUGCACUAGGAGUCUUCUUGAUCACAUCAAGCGUUGCAUCGGCAAUUUGUAAAAUCGACGCAAUGAGAUGGAAUUCAUACAUGGAGGAAUGCCUGGUCGUUUUAACUGAUGGAAAAGAAUGCCCCGAAGAUGAAAUACUUGUUUCCCUCGUCAAGAUUCAAGUGAUCAUAGAUAAAGUAUAUCAUCUUCGACGAGAUGGGUAUAUCGAUCCUCCUCCACAGUUUUACACGCAUUCGUUCCAAUCACAGCUCGAUUCUGUGAAAGCUGAGCUGCCGCAGCAUGCACGCGAAGAUCGAACUGUUCAUAUGUACAUCUCUUCUGCAGAACUUGUGAUUCAUGAGUCAGAAAUGCAGACCCCUCUCAUGUCAAAUUCCCCCGAGCUCCAUCGACUAGAGGGUCUCUAUACAGCUCUUCAUGCAUCAAAAGCUUGGUUCGAUAAUUGGUUUACAGCUUUUCCCAAGGGCUAUAAGGGCGUUCCAUUUACCAUCGUAUUCCAGUUCGGUCGGGCAUUGAUAAGUUUAUACAACCUAUCCACCUUGGAUGACCCAACAUGGGACAAAACCACAGUACGAAACACCGCCAAUGUUCUUGAAAUUCUGGAACGACUGGUAACCUCUAUGACAACGUUACCCGAUUCAAUUUCCGGUAGCCCAGAUGAGCAUUUGUAUGAAAAGGGAGUUAAGAUGAUGGAGUCUAUAAAGAAAAGCUGGGAGCCAAAGUUAAUGGAGACCUGGUUCCCCAGCAUCCCAGCCAACACUAUGGGCGGGGAAUUUGUUCCCAAUCCUUCCCUCCAGGAAGUGUUACCAAUGAAUGGGUUUGAUGAUUAUUGGAUGGUGGAAAUUUUUGGUAGUCUGUGA
Molecule: messenger RNA, 1566 nt
Organism: Penicillium taxi
Lineage: Eukaryota; Fungi; Ascomycota; Eurotiomycetes; Eurotiales; Aspergillaceae
Exons: 4
Coding region: 1-1566 (521 amino acids)
Biological process (GO): regulation of DNA-templated transcription
Cellular component (GO): nucleus
Molecular function (GO): DNA-binding transcription factor activity, RNA polymerase II-specific; transcription cis-regulatory region binding
Source: RefSeq, a predicted model, not a curated record